Messenger RNA from Perca flavescens (yellow perch), 6137 nucleotides. RefSeq lists its product as uncharacterized. The transcript is spliced from 4 exons. The record is from RefSeq and is a predicted model, not a curated record. NCBI's taxonomy places the organism in Eukaryota, Metazoa, Chordata, Actinopteri, Perciformes, Percidae. Bases 1166 to 5632 code for a protein of 1488 amino acids.
AGGCUGUUCUUGAAGUUUGUUUUAAGUGGGUGUUUAAAGGAUAUAUCCUGAUCAAAAAUAACUCCAGGUCCAGUUCAUUGGGGACUAGGGCUGUCUUAUCGAAUGCUGAAAUGUGUUUGCUUACAUUAGCAAACCUCGCCCUUAUGCUUUUGUCGUAUCUGAUAAAUGAGUGAGCAACACAAGGCAUUGUGAGACAAUUGAGGGCACGGAGCUACAAAAGAGAGACAGAGUUACAUUAGCAGAGAGGGAGUGGCAGGCUGAGGCCGGGAAUCUAAAGAAGGAUGGGAAAUACUGUUUUCAUGUUGAUAGGACAUUUGCAAUUUCUCUGCCAUAGUAAAUGCUAUCAACGCAGAACUUGAGAUUAUUGUUGGACCUCUCACUCUGAGACUCUACCAAAUUGAGAGAAGAUCGGCCCUUAGGGGGCUUAAUAUUUAGAAGUAGAUGCGUUUUGGCCUAUAAUUCAAUAAAUGUGAAGGGGACAUUUGCAAUUGUACUUAACUACUGACCUUGUAGCCUCGCCACCGUUGUGCUUUGGGUUCCUCUUUCGCGGGAUGUCGGGGGGUCUCUCGUCAGGGAGGCUUGGACCCAGUCAUAAUUGCUUGCAGUUCUAGUUUAUCAGUGCGGUUUUUGUUUUCUUAAAAACCAACUGGCUUAGUUACAAUGGGUGUCAGGCUUCCCAAAGCAAAAUAACCAAACAUCCCUAGUUGCAUUCCUUCUCUUCAAGAAUAGCUGGAUCUUGAAUUAGUACCACCUUCUGAGCAGUUCCAAAAUGUAGGUUUAAGAACUGGCCCCCCCAAAGAGUGGUAUGGGGUUGUAACCAAAGGGGGGGGGAAAAGGCCUAUAUCAUUAACUUUUUCCACAUCCGCGAGGACCUGCCUUACUCUGCCUUUGAUUGGCUAGUAGUCCAUGGGUCUCCUACACAGAAUGCAGCACAAAGGAAAAAAAAUAACACUGCCUGUGUGGGUUUGGUAAAUGAUAGCAAGCUUAAUGCUGAUAUGGCACACUGAUUAACAAGAACAUUUUAAAUGGCACUUCAUAUUUGAAAAGUUGCUGACCCCUUUUUUUGUAGUGAAUAUGACACCAGCCAACCACUAAUUUUCCUUAUUUGUUUCCUAGACCUGAGAUGCAAACUGAAGUCAUCACAUGAAAAAUUGCUUUUCAUGCAAUGCGAUCCGGAUUUCCACACAACCAAGGUGGGGCCUGUUCUGUGUUCCAAGACUGGAGUAACCUGGGUGCUCGCCGAUUACCACAAGACAUCAAUGUUACACCUGUACCAGUUGUUUACCCUGAAGUUGGAACACAAAACAACAUGGUAGCCACUCAAUAUCCUGAGGAACUAAGAGGGACUUACAGUCAAGUUCCGUUGCAGCAAGGCUAUCAAUCACAGAAACUUUACCACCAACAGGAGUCACACGCAACCAUAACAAGCACUGGAUUUCAGCACCCGAGAGCCGGGGAUGGUGCAUGUAUUUCUCAAAACAUGCAAAUGAGCAGAAAAGAUAAUGCUGAUUUUUAUUCCUCUGCACAACACAGCAGUUAUUUUGGGACAUCGGCCUAUGAGAACUCUGUAAGACGUGCUGAUGAUAACAGUGGACAACAAAAAGAAUAUUCCAGGCAAAAUUUCAGUCGGCAUUUCCAGAAAAAGUCAAAUUGGAACCAUGACACUGGACUGCAGCAACCUUUGAGUCGUACCUUUAAAGACGGUACCAGUUCUGCAGCACUUCAGAUAGACAGACUUGAAGCACAGGCAUUUCCUUUACAAGAUCGGUGUUCUUCUGCGACUGUGUGCAAAACAAAGACAUCUAUGCCUCUGCUGGAAGCCUUGUUAAAAACAAACUCUUCAGAAUUGCCUUGUUCAUCAGAGGAAACAAACGGCAACAUUGAACUCAAUGCUAUUUUUUUAAAUAAAAGAUGCAGCAAAUCUCAGCACGUCAAAGGUUUACGAACUGUUCUAAACUGUGGACAAGCUAGAACACAAAACCUAGAUCAUUCAAGAGGAACACCUUCCAUCCCCUAUCAGCAGCAGGUCUCCUCCCGCCGUCUCAGUCAGCCAUCCACAGACAAACUCAUGUCGGCUGGAAAAACACAACCACCUACAGAUGUCGAAAUACAGAACUUUCUUGCACAAAAGCUCCUUUAUUUUAGGUCCAUUUUAACUCAGAAAAACAGAAAUCCUGGACAUUCAAAUAAGGAUUUGGACAGGAACUCCCCACUGCAGUCUGACAGCAUCGUGCCAAAGGUCGACAGUGUUGCCCAUCUCCCUACAACCUCUGCCAAAGAUGAUGUGGAGAGGCAAAGUCACAACUGGGGUGCCAAUGAGCAGUGCACCGUUGGACAAGCACGUAAGGAGGACCGUUCAAAGGAUAGCACAGUAAAUGCCAAGUUAAUACUUAAGUCUAAAGACGCAGACAAUUGUGCUACAUCUGCAUCAGAGAAACAUUCAACAGAAUAUCCACGAAUAAUGAUGGACGUUGCUGCCACUUGCACAAAGAGCGAAGAUGAGAGUCCAGUAGUUCUCACAGCGGUGCCUGAAAUGACCUGGGAUGAACUGACUGAGAAGCAGCCGAGUUCACCUGAUGUCUCGGAGGAUCUUCAAACCAAGUCAAAUUCAGUGGCAUCCGAAAACAAAACAUUUGAACCCAUGUCGCUCAUCGAAAAGCAAACGAUUGAAGAUCACCCACAGUGUGGUGUUACCUGGGAGGAAGUAAAUCCACAUUCCCAGCCAAAUUCAGCAGUUGAUAGGAUUCAGAUUCUUAACGUAGUAUCACUUUUUACAAACCAAAGUGAAGGUGCGAGUUGGGAUGCAGGUUCUGUGCAUUUACAAACUGAUUUAAGCACAGCAUGUUCUGAAAACAAAGAACUGGUUCUAAAAAAUCCACAAUAUGAGGACAUUUCAGAUGAUGACCCCUCCCAGCCAGCCACAGAACUCCCAGCAACAGAGCGGUUUCAGUCAGCGGGUCAUGAAGACCCACAGUAUGAAUUUAUUAGUGAAGAGGAAAGUCCACAGAUUGAGUCUGUGUCUGUGGAGACCUCUUCACCUACACAAGUAACUGUACUCAACAAUACUGAGUCACCAUUUGAAAAUGAAGACUAUGGACAUUUGCAGGGACGGGCUCGGACGGACACCGUAAUCAUUUCAGUUAAGGAACUGGUUCCAAAGAAGCAGGUUUCACCAGAUGCCGAAAGACGUGAUAUAGCACAUUGUUCUUCUCCUUUUGUUGAAACCGAUGAAACUGGUCCAUUAUACCCUAAAUGUGACAGUGGUCCUCUCUCUGAAGAUGAGACUGAUGAUGAUGAUGACUGGUUAUUCAUACCUAUAAGCAUAUCAGACCUUAAAUUUGAAUCAGAUAACGAAGACCAGGAUAGCCCAGAAAUACAUGUGAUAGAUGGUGGGGAAACGGGAGACCAAGAACAACAAUGUGACAAUAACCCAACACACUGGCCAUCUCCGAAGCCAGUACCAGCAUCUCCUUCCCAGAUUGAGACAUUUGACACUUUGGCCAGCUUUAUGAAACAAGCGUUAUGCAGGAGCACACCGGAACAUGGACUGGACUCUGAGGGAAAACCACAACCAACUAAGAACAGGAGAGAGUCUGUAGACAGCUGUGCAACUGAAGACAGUUGUGAUUACUCCUCUUCAUUAGGACACAACUAUUUGACAGCGUCCAGGUUGAGGUCAGAACCUCUGCUCAUAGAGACAGAUGAUUCGGAGGGUGAAGGCAAUGAUGUUACAAGUAUGCCAACAAGUCCAAACAAGAGCUUGGACAAGUCGGGCAUGAAAAGCCUUAGAAAGACCAAUGGACAAAACAUUCCACGAAAGGAUGACAUUAUAAUCCUUGAUUCGGAGGAUGAAAGUGACCAAAACUGCAAAAAGAAGGCUGAAACCGAAGGAAGGCCUGAAACUAUGGACAGUCAGCGUGGAACUGUUAAAGAAAAGUUAAAAAAAACCCGACCGCUACCUGUUGACUCACCGGCACCGCGGCACCAACCCAUACAUCAGGACACACCGUUUGAAGAAGUGACGCGGGAUGCGUGCUCCGACCCGUCUCCCAGCACAGAAAUGAUCGGGCCACUGAUUGAAGCCAAAGCUGCCUCUAAAAAAAAAAUUGUGAUAAUAAUUGACUCGGAUACGGACGAUGACCAAAACUACAUGACGCCAAGGAGAAACAGCAUUUCAUCCUGUGGGUCGGACAGUGGGGACGCCCCACGUGUGGAACAAAACCAACAGUCACCUAAAACUGUGGACCGGGAGUAUAGAACAGCUAAAGAAAAUCUUCCGGAAACCACACGGUCUGUUCCAAACCCAUCACUGCCACAUCCCCAGUCUACACUUCAGGAUACCCAAUUAAAAGAAGUGACGCAGGGUGCAUGCUCUGACCUGUCAGACGGUAGAGAAAAGUGUGGGCAGCUGAUUGAAGCUAAAUGUGACUCCGAGCAUGUACAACACAAGACCAACCGACAAACUACCUCAAAAAGAAAGGCUUUUUGUGAUUCAGGAAAAGUGGUUGAAAAAAGCCAUUCCAGCAAAAAGAAGGCAAAAACAAAAGGAAUACUCUCGUCAGGAUCAGAAGACAGUGGCUAUUCCUUAUGUGCUCCAAAAGACAGGCCUUCAACUGAAACUGUGGAUCGUCUUCGUGGGACGGUUAUCGUAAAGCAGCCUAAAAAAAGGUCAUCUGAAGAUUCUUCAGAGAAGCAGCCCCAAUCUGUGUGCAGGGAGGUAGAGGCUAGCCUGGGUGACUGUCCUGUUAUUCCUCGCUUUGUUCUUGUGGAGCCUCCUCAACACAAUCAGUCCUGGAAACUUGUGAAAGAAACGGCAGUCCGCGGGCAGGGUAAAGCUGGAUCUCAGUCUCCAAAGACGUCCAUGGCAUCCAGCAACAAUACUGACUCGUGCGCAAAUAAAAAAGUAAGAUUUGUGCUCACGUCAAAACCCGCAAAUGACCAACACCGUACAACAGAGAACAUUCAGGCCAACGUAAAACCCAGAAUCUUUUCUAGGCAACAUUCCUUACCUACCUUCAGUGGCUCGUCUUCCUCAAGUGACCUUUCUGAAGCCAGACAGAGCUCGUCCUCCUCAAGAGAUUUUACUCGGUCUGCAAGUCUUCCUGCAGCUAAGCAGAGCACAUCUAUUCUCAAACACGUGUCUUCGUCCAGCCUACAGCAGUCUCGCUCUUACAGCAACCCCUCAACUUUAAACCCCCCUGACAGUCCCACGAAAGGGCCAUCAUCUUCUGGAGCCAUGCAAAGUUUAAAAAAAAAACGGGCGAAAGAAAUCUGGGAGCAGAGCUAUAUUCCAACCAGAAAAGACAAAAAAACUAGCCCAGGGAUGAAGGAAGACUUGAGAACCACCACAAAUCAUUUGAAGAGGGCGGCUAGACCAGAUCGUAGACGGAGGCAAAAGUCCCAAAAGUCGUCAACCCCCCUGAUGAAGAAGUCCAAGAUUGAGGCCAUAGGGAUGACAAAGGCCGCGGCCAUAGAGAUGACAAAGGCCGCAGGUCGGGAUCCCCCUGGAGAACAAAGAAACUUUGUGGGUGAUAAUUACAAGUGGUCAGAGAAGCAAACCGUGGCAAAGCCAACAAAAGGUUCCAGCAGGGAGGGAAUAAGGUAUAGACCCCAUCCAAAAACCCAUUGGUGAGAAGAAGGUGCCCGGUUCUGUGAAUCUGUCUACAGAUUGUUUCCACUCCCAAAGUGAAAGGUGGUUGAUCGGCGAAAAACAAGUUACUGGUUAUAUCUUUUCAUUUUCCAUAGCAUUUUCUGUAUUGUAACUGUGUGUAUGUGUAUACUGUUUACUAUUCUAUUAUAUCAGCUCUUGGUGGUAACGGCGUUGUUUUUGAAUGUCUUGUGUCUACGGGAAACAAAUGUUCUUUUUACGAGCUACCUCAAAUUGUAUUAAAAUUCUGUGUUAUGUUAAAUCUUUUUCAUCUUAAACUUUACAGAUAUUUUGAUCCUUUUUUUUAAUAUGUCACAUUUUUGGAUAUUGUUUUUUUUUGUACUUUCAUAAACUAUAAUGUAUCACUUUUUAAAAUGUUAAUGUGAAAAUGCAUAAAAAGUCAAAUGGAUUCAUUGCUGUUUUGUCUUGUGUGCUCUUCUGCUUCACCCUUAGAGGGAGACAUUGCAAAAUAAUUUGAAAUGCUACACCG